Capsicum annuum is the source of this 502-nucleotide messenger RNA. RefSeq names its product zonadhesin-like. NCBI's taxonomy places the organism in Eukaryota, Viridiplantae, Streptophyta, Magnoliopsida, Solanales, Solanaceae. The record is from RefSeq and is a predicted model, not a curated record.
CCUGCCAAAGUCCAGGCUCCGGCACCCAAAGCAGGAACCGGCCCUGCAAAUGCCUAGGCUCCGGCACCUAAAGCAGCAACCGGCCCUGCAAAUGCCCAAGCUCCGGCACCCAAAGCAGCAACCGGUCCUGCCAAAGUCCAGGCUUCGGCACCCAAAGCAGGAACCGGCCCUGCCAAAGUCCAAGCUCCGGCACCCAAAAAAGGAACCGGACCUGCAAAUACCCAGGCUUCGACACCCAAAGCAGGAACCGGCCCUGCCAAAGUCCAGGCUCCGGCACCUAAAGCAUCAAGCAAAGUUGCUAAAAAGAAUUAAUUGAUCGUAACAAAAUUCCUUUUGCUCCUAGCUCCUCCUACUAGACAUAAUUAUGUCCUUUUUGUUGCGCUCGCCACUAUUACUGGUGAAUAAUUAGUGUCUACUAUGAACUUUUUGAGAAUAAUGUUCCUUCACAUGUACACAAUAUGAAUAACAUGGUAUUGUGAAUAACAUGAAUACUUUUGAUCAA